Xyrauchen texanus (razorback sucker) is the source of this 1710-nucleotide messenger RNA. Its product is annotated as nucleophosmin-like. Bases 91 to 966 code for a protein of 291 amino acids. Gene Ontology annotation, cellular component: cytoplasm; nucleolus; ribonucleoprotein complex. Lineage: Eukaryota; Metazoa; Chordata; Actinopteri; Cypriniformes; Catostomidae. Gene Ontology annotation, biological process: chromatin remodeling; ribosomal small subunit biogenesis; positive regulation of transcription by RNA polymerase II. The transcript has 11 exons. The record is from RefSeq and is a predicted model, not a curated record. Gene Ontology annotation, molecular function: histone binding; chromatin binding; RNA binding.
UGGGCGUGAUAUACACAAUGUGGGUUAGUGUGUCUGUUUCAUUUACACGGCAGUUUAGGCUACAUUCAGACGCUCAAACAGACUGCUGAGAUGGAUCUAGAACAAAUGGGUCCCCAGACCUUCCUGUACGGUUGUGAGCUCAAGGCAGGAAAGGAUAUCAUUUUUAACCCAGAGGAUGAUGAUUUUGAUCAUCAGUUAUCAGUCAGAAUGGUGUGUGUUGAUCCCACAACUAAAGAUGAGCUGAAUGUUGUGGAGAUCGAAGGACAAGACAUGGAGGGUCAGAAGGUCAAUGCAGUGCUGGCCACACUUAAGCCUUCCACCCUUCCCAGUGUGUGUUUGGGCGGGUUUGAGAUCACUCCACCUGUUGUGUUCAGACUACGCACUGGUUCUGGUCCAGUUCACAUUAGCGGACAGCAUCUUGUCAUCAUGGGAGGAGAUCAGUCCUUUGAAGAAGAAGAAGAAGAAGAAGAAGAAGAGGAGGAGGAGGAAGAAGAAGAGUUGAAGACUUCUAAGAAACGGCCAGCGCCAUUGUCCCUGAAGCCUUCAAAAAAAAUAAAGAUGGAGGAGGAGGAUGAUGACGAAGAGGAUGUGGAUGAGGAAGAUGAUGAUGAGGAAAGUGAAGAAGAGACACCUGUAAAGGAAAAGAAACCAUCCAAGCCACAGACCCCAGCACAAAAUGGAAAAGGACCCAAACCCAGCACACCAACUGCUAAACCGAACAAGACUCCAGAAAACAACAAGGGCAACAAGAAAGCACAGUCGCCGAAAACACCACAGACCGAUCGAGCACCUCUCACAGUAGAAGAAAUCAAGACCAAAAUGAUGGCGAGUGUUGAAAAGGGUGGAUCACUACCGAAACUACAGCUGAAGUUUGAGAACUAUGUUAAGAACUGUUUCAAAAACAGUGAGGCAAAGGUCAUUGAGGAGCUGUGGAAGUGGAGACAAACUGUCAAAGAGAAGAACUAAACAGCCUUUUAUUUUGCUUAAAUUAUUAGGGUUUGUUUUUUUUUGUUUUUUUCUUGUUACCCAUGAUUUUACUUUGUUACCUGUAAUUUUAUGUUUGUCCUGCAUUCUCGAGUUUUGUUAAAUUCCUGCCAUUCCUUUUUUCUUUUUAAAAGACUAUUCGGAAAGUGACACCUUUCAUUCUUUGCAAUCCGCCCUCACCUCAACCAUGUGUUGUCAUGUCCAUGGAGCCUGGCCUCAAUCUGGCAACCUUAAAGGUCAAAUGAGACUCUUAGCACAGUCUCACAACCUAUCUCUCAGCCCUCUACAGUCAUUUAUAUGGGGCUUUGUUGACUGCAUCUGUCCAUGGUUUCUUUAAAACAUGGAAUUUUUGCUUUGUGUUCUAAGGACAGAUAGCACCUGAUGUUAAUUUACAUGAAUCUUGUGAAACUUGACCUGGUUUGUUAUACAUAAUUAGUGGGUUCCUGAAUAAUUCCAAUUAAUCAUUGCUUAAUUUCAGUAUUUCUGCAGUUGCAUUCAUUUUGACAUUGUUAAAAUUCUGUAACAUAAAGGUUGGAAUGUACUGAUGUUUAGAAUUGAUGUGAACUAAAUCCAAAUGUCAGCAAUGAGUUUUGUAUUUCAUAAUGAGGUCUGUGCAGCUAAAUCCUGGUAACAGAACCAAAACAGACUUUUGAUUGAAAUUUAAAUGUGAGUUCUGUGACAUUUUGAAACUGGCAAAUAAAUAUAAAUAAACUUUAUUUCAGAAGC